Messenger RNA from Physella acuta, 1269 nucleotides. RefSeq names its product tRNA N(3)-methylcytidine methyltransferase METTL6-like. The record is from RefSeq and is a predicted model, not a curated record. NCBI's taxonomy places the organism in Eukaryota, Metazoa, Mollusca, Gastropoda, Physidae.
UAACCUGUAAAGGUUAAAUGAAUGUCCGAUGUGUUGUAAAACGGCCUUAAUUUCAAAAUAUUAACUAUUUUGAUCCGAAUAGAAAAUUGACGUUGUUUUGGCCCGAAGGCUUUCUAAAAAACGGUCUAUAAAAUACUUUCAAAAUCAGAAUGAAAAAUUCAGAAACAAGACUGAAAUGUACAAAUACAGAAAUCCAAGUUUCAUGCCCUGUGCCUAGAAGACUUUCAGAAGAAGAGUUAAACAAACUUUCAGUUGACCAAAUUUGCCUGUCAGAAUUUAAACAGCAAAAGCUUGAAGCAGAGGCCCAGAAAAAUUGGGAUUUAUUUUAUAAGAGGAAUACUACAAAAUUCUUUAAAGACCGACAUUGGACAAAAAGAGAAUUUGAAGAUCUUCCAAAUCAUAACCAACAUGAGACAAAGGUAUUGUUUGAGGUUGGAUGUGGUGUAGGCAACUUUAUGUUUCCAUUACUAGAAGAAGACAAGCAUCUCUACUUUUAUGCAUGUGACUUUUCCCCAAGAGCAGUUGAAUUUGUAAAGUCUCAUCCUGCUUAUGACAUUUGCGGGUGCACUGCUUUUCAAUGUGAUAUCACUAAAGAUGAUAUAACAAAGUCAGUCCCUGAAAGUUCUGUGCACAUAGCCACAUUAAUUUUUGUUUUAUCUGCCAUACAUCCAGAGAAGAUGGUGGAAGCUGUACAUAAUGUAGCCAAGACUCUGAAACCAGGUGGUCUGUUGUUAGUCAGAGACUACGGGCUGUAUGACCACGCCAUGCUGCGCUUCUCCAAGGGCCACAAGCUGGGGGAGUGUUUCUAUGUUAGACAGGACGGCACAAGAGCCUACUACUUUUCGUUAGAAAAGCUCAACUCAAUUAUGGAAAUUGCAGGUCUAAAAACAGUGACGAGUGUUUACAUACAGAGGUCAACUGUCAACAAAAAAGAGGGCCUCAAUGUCCCUAGGAUCUUUGUCCAGGGUAAAUUCAUGAAAACUCCACCCGAGGACACAUCAGCAGAGGAGAGUGUCAUGUCAGGCGCUGGUGACGACAGCGACAACUCAAAGACAUUUGAGAAAUUGAUUAGCUCUUUGAACAACGUCAGCUUGGAUCCACCGGGAGAGAGGGAUACAAGCUGAUCAAUGUUGCUGUACUUGAGGAUUUACGCACAGGAGCGCAGUUGGGUUGAACUGAUGCUGAACAGUGCUGGAAUAGUUGUUCACUAAGUGAACUUGAACCCAGUCAAUGAAUCAAUCAGUCUAAUAUAAAGCUCAAUAAAGCUGC